AUGAGGAUCACCGAAAUUAUUAUUGACGGCUUCAAAUCGUACGCUGUGCGUACGGUGAUCUCAGGAUGGGAUGAGUCCUUCAACUCCAUCACUGGUCUUAACGGCAGUGGUAAAUCCAAUAUUCUCGACGCUAUUUGUUUUGUUCUGGGUAUUACGAAUAUGAGUACAGUUCGCGCGCAAAACCUCCAAGAUCUCAUUUACAAGCGUGGUCAAGCCGGCGUGACCAAAGCCAGCGUGACAAUUGUUUUCGAUAAUAGGGAUACCUCCAAAUCGCCGAUCGGCUUCGAGGAAUAUGCGACCAUCUCAGUUACCCGACAGAUUGUUCUCGGCGGUACCAGCAAAUAUCUCAUCAACGGCCAUCGCGCGCAACAACAGACCGUGCAGAACUUGUUCCAAAGCGUACAAUUAAAUAUCAACAACCCCAACUUUUUGAUUAUGCAGGGAAGGAUUACAAAGGUUCUGAACAUGAAGGCGGUUGAGAUUCUGUCGAUGAUCGAGGAGGCGGCCGGAACGCGGAUGUUUGAAGAUAGACGCGAGAAGGCAGGCAAGACGAUGGCUAAGAAGGAUUUGAAAUUGCGCGAGAUUGAGGGACUGCUGAGGGAAGAGAUUGAGCCCAAACUCGAAAAGCUCAGGGCCGAAAAGCGAGCAUUCCUUGAUUUCCAACAGACUCAGAACGACUUGGAGCGCCUGACUCGUCUUGUUGUCGCACAUGAUUAUCUAAGAAGCGGUGACCGACUCCGUGCUUCUGGUGAAGAGUGCGAGAACAAGAAGCGCAAGGUCCAGGCGCUUGAGGACAGCGCGACCAAACUAAAGAGUGAGAUAGCGCACAUGGAAGAGGAUGUGAAGCGGGUCAAGGCUGCUCGGGAUAAGGAGUUGCGCAAAGGAGGCAAAUUCCAAGCGCUCGAGGACGAGGUGAAGACUCAUUCCCAUGAAGUUGUCCGUUUGACGACGGUGUUCGAUCUAAAGAACGCGAGCAUUGCCGAAGAAAAGGAGAAGGGCAAAGAGGUCGAGAAGUCUGUCAAGGACCUCGAAAUGGCUCUCAAGGAUAAGAAGAAGGUCUACGACAAAUUGCAAGCACAAUAUGAUGCAGCCAAGGCUGAGCUAGAUGCUCAGACAGCAGAAUUCGAACAGAAAGAAGAACUGCUUCAGACAUUGCAGACCGGUGUCGCCUCAAAAGAAGGCCAGGAGAGCGGUUAUCAGGGCCAGUUACAAGACGCCCGAAAUCGUGCAAGCAAUGCGGCUACCGAGCAGGAACAGGCCAAGCUCAAGAUCGCGCACUUGGAGAAGAGGAUAAAGGAGGAAGAGCCGAGAGCGAAGAAGGCAAAGGAGCAAAAUUCUGGGCUCCUGAAGGACUUGGAGGUCCUCAAAUCUAAAGCUAAGAAGCUAGAAGCCGAACUCUCAAAGCUUGGAUACGAGCCUGGGCGUGAGGAGCAACUUUACCAAGAGCAGAACGGGCUUCACAAGGAGAUUCGCGAAUUACGCCAAAGGGCUGAUGCCCUCCAGAGGAAAGUCGCCAACAUUGAGCUCAACUACUCUGAUCCCUACCCGAACUUCGACCGAUCUAAAGUCAAGGGUCUGGUUGCUCAGCUUUUUACUGUUGAUAAAGAAAAGCUACAGGCUGCCACCGCUUUAGAAAUUUGUGCUGGUGGGCGCUUGUAUAAUGUUGUUGUCGACUCAUCUGAUACCGGUACCCAACUUCUUCAGAAAGGAAAACUCCGGAAGCGUGUAACCAUCAUUCCUUUGAACAAAAUUUCCUCCUUCCGUGCCUCUGUCGAGAAAAUCGGAGCUGCUCAAAAUAUCGCCCCAGGGAAGGUUGACUUGGCUCUGUCGCUCAUUGGAUAUGAUGAGGAAGUUACUGCAGCCAUGAACUAUGUCUUUGGUAACACUUUGAUUUCCAACGAUGCAGAGACAGCAAAGAAGGUGACCUUUGACCCCUCUGUUCGUAUCAAGAGUGUGACCCUGGACGGUGAUGUCUACGAUCCGUCCGGUACACUCUCUGGUGGUAGCGCACCCAACUCCAGCGGCAUGCUUGUGACCCUGCAAAAGCUCAACGAGAUCACAAGGGAGAUAAGGAGCAAGGAGCGGGUAUUGGCAACACUGGAAGAAACAAUGAAGAAAGAGAAGAAGAAGCUCGAUGCUGUCCGCUCUACUAAGCAGGAGUUGGAUCUGAAGAACCAUGAGAUCAAGCUUACAGAAGAGCAAAUUGGUGGCAACUCAUCUUCAUCGAUCAUUCAAGCUGUCGAAGAAAUGAAAGCGAACAUUGGACAGCUGAAGGAAAACAUCACUGACGCGAAGUCGCGCCAGAGCGAAGCAUCCAAGGAUAUCAAACGGAUCGAGAAGGAUAUGAAUGAGUUCAAUGACAACAAGGACAGCAAGCUCGCGGAGCUGCAGACUUCCCUUGAUACGCUCAAGAAGAACCUAGCUAAGAACUCUAACUCCGUCAAGGACUUGCACAAGGAGCUCCAGAAUUCAAGGCUCGAGUCAGAACAGGUCGGAAGCGAUUUGUCUGCAGCAGAGGAGCAGCUUGCUGAAAGCGAAAACACACUGAAGGCCCAGAAGGAGGAGAUCGAUUCACUAAAGAGAGAACAGGAUCGUAUCAAGGAUGCACAUGACGUCGCGCAAGCACAACUCGAGGACGAGAGGGCGAAGCUGACAGGUUUCGAUGACGAACUCCGCGAUCUGGACCAAACCAUGCAGUCCAAGAAUUCCCAAAUCACUGAGGAAGGCUUGGAAAUGCAGAAGCUUGGACACCAGUUGGAGAAACUGCAGAAAGAGCAAAACGUCGCGGAGCAGGCAGUGGCCCACUUGGAAGGAGAGCACGAGUGGAUUGCGGACGAGAAGGACAACUUUGGACGUCCGAACACGGUAUAUGACUUCAAGAACCAGAACAUCGCCGAGUGCAAAGCCACGCUGCGCAACGUCACGGAGCGGUUCCAAGGUAUGAAGAAGAAGAUCAACCCUAAGGUCAUGAACAUGAUCGACAGUGUGGAGAAGAAAGAAGCGGCUCUGAAGAACAUGAUGAGAACUGUCAUCCGCGAUAAGAGCAAGAUCGAGGAGACCAUCAUCAACCUUAACGAGUACAAGAAGGAGGCUCUCCACAAGACAUGGAUCAAAGUCAAUGCUGAUUUCGGGCAAAUAUUCUCGGAGCUUCUGCCUGGCAGUUUCGCGAAGCUGGAUCCCCCCGAAGGCAAGGAUAUCACCGACGGACUCGAGGUUAAGGUAUCUUUGGGCAAGGUCUGGAAACAGAGUUUGACGGAACUGAGUGGUGGUCAACGGUCUCUUAUUGCUCUGUCUUUGAUCAUGGCGCUUCUGCAAUUCAAACCCGCCCCAAUGUACAUUCUUGACGAGGUUGACGCUGCUCUGGACUUGUCUCACACCCAGAACAUCGGCCGCCUGAUCAAGACGCGAUUCAAGGGAUCGCAAUUCAUCGUUGUAUCGCUGAAGGAUGGCAUGUUCCAGAACGCAAACCGGAUUUUCAGGACGAGAUUCAGCGAGGGUACCAGUGUUGUACAGGCCCUUACCCCAGCUGACAUGAAGUAA
This is a messenger RNA of Aspergillus puulaauensis, 3540 nucleotides long. It is a transcript of the gene SMC2, whose product is annotated as condensin subunit SMC2. The record is from RefSeq and is a predicted model, not a curated record. Gene Ontology annotation, molecular function: protein binding; ATP binding; ATP hydrolysis activity. Gene Ontology annotation, cellular component: chromosome. The coding region runs from base 1 to 3540 and encodes 1179 amino acids. Lineage: Eukaryota; Fungi; Ascomycota; Eurotiomycetes; Eurotiales; Aspergillaceae. The transcript is spliced from 5 exons. Gene Ontology annotation, biological process: chromosome organization.